This is a messenger RNA of Nilaparvata lugens (brown planthopper), 796 nucleotides long. RefSeq lists its product as uncharacterized. The record is from RefSeq and is a predicted model, not a curated record. The coding region runs from base 204 to 572 and encodes 122 amino acids. The transcript is spliced from 2 exons. NCBI's taxonomy places the organism in Eukaryota, Metazoa, Arthropoda, Insecta, Hemiptera, Delphacidae.
UACACAUUUUUUCAAAUAAACUUUGUUUAUUUUCUUUCUUCCUAUUCACUACUAACUUCAUCUGAUUUCUAAUUUAUAAUUAUUUUCUGUGGAUAAUACAAUUUUUGUUUUUGUUUUCCAGUUGUGCGGAUUGUACUAGGCGAUUUUUCCUGUGAUGACUGUGACAUGAGGCGGAUGGCUUGAUUAGGCGCGGUCCUCGGUGGAUGGACGGUGAUGUGGGCGGUCGGCGGUCCGGGCUGCUCUUCAACGUGGUCGGCAACGUCCUUGGACUCCUGGUGUCCGGCGCGCGGUGGUACGGGAUGUCCCUCUAUGCCCUGGAUGACGUCCUCAGCUUGGCGGGUGAUGUCGGCUGGUCCCUCUCGGCGUUCUGCGGGGUGCGGCGCGACUUCAAUCCUGACAUUCUCGGUGGGUUGGUUUUCCAUACAUGUGUUAUGUUCGCUUGCUUGUUUGACUGUAACCACCUUUAUUGUAUUCUUCUCCACAUGUAUAUGUUUCUUAAUGCUGACUUCGACGCUGAUUUCUCCCAUAUGCAUAUCUUCAGAUAUCCUAUCCAAUCGGUUAUUUGUUUCUAAAAUUGAUUUAUCCAGACACUCAGCUAAUUUUUUGAUGGUAUUAUCGGUAUCAUGGAAUGCUUUGUCCAUUCGCUGACUCAACUUCUCCAAACCCUGUUCAUUUGUCUUCUUUGCUUCUUGAACUUCCUUCUUUAAUUCUUCCUUUGCUCGCUUACUGUCUUCUUUCAAAUCAUUUAUUGCUUCACUUGUUUUCUUUGAUGCUUCUUUUAUUUGUUUGUUGUCUU